Molecule: messenger RNA, 1781 nt
Organism: Brachypodium distachyon (stiff brome)
Lineage: Eukaryota; Viridiplantae; Streptophyta; Magnoliopsida; Poales; Poaceae
Product: MEIOTIC F-BOX protein MOF
Exons: 3
Coding region: 301-1632 (443 amino acids)
Molecular function (GO): protein binding
Source: RefSeq, a predicted model, not a curated record
UCCAAUUCCGAAACGGAGAACAGCAGUACUUUCUUUUUGCGAAAAUAAGUGACUCUGAUUUGUUUAGGUUCGUACGUAUGUAGACGUGGUUUUAGAUAUUUAGGAAGGAAGGGAUCGAGCACAUGACAAACAGAUGACAAACAGCUUUAACGCAGCCCCAGCAGAGAAUUCCAACCCUUCCCAAAACGAGUAGUACUGCUCCGUAGUCAGUUCAAAAAAGAAAAAAGAAAAAAAAAAGUACUCCAGUACAAAACCCAGCCGCCUUCAAACUCUGAAACCUAACACGAUCCGUCGAUCCCCAUGGAGAACUCCCGCAAGCGCCGCCGCGUCGACGUCGACGAGGACGACAGCGACCGGCUGAGCGACCUGCCGGACUGCCUCCUGUUGGAAAUCCUCUCGCGCGUGGGGUCGCGCCUGGCCGUGCAGACGAGCGUCCUCUCCCGGCGCUGGCGCCACCUCUGGCGCGACGUGCCCUGCGCCGACGUCGACGAGCGCGAGUUCUCCGCCGUCUCCUCCUCCAAUCACGGCAGGAACGGCCACAAGCAGCACUGGGCCCGCUUCGAGGACUUCGCCGACCAACUCCUCUCGCCGCCGCCGCCGCACCGUCGGCUCGACGCCUUCCGCCUGCACAUCACCAGACGGAUCCCCUGCUACGCCUACGCCACCACCGACCGCUGGGUCCGCCGCGGCCUCGCCCGCUCCCCCGCCGCUGUCGCCAUCCACGCGCCCGACCCCUCCGUCGUCCGCUGGAUCACCCCACCCCAAUCUUCCUCCUCCCUAUUGUCACGCCUCACGAAACUCCAUCUCUUCGGGGUCUACUUAGGGCAACUCCUGGGCUGCCCGGCCCUCGAGGAACUGCACCUGGAGCGAUGCGGGCUGGGACACAGGUUCCGCGCCAUGGCCUCGCCGGUCCUCAGGCGGCUCGCCGUCGUGCGCCCUAUCGGCGGCCACCUCGUCGCCGCCGACCUCAUCCGCGCGGCCCCCCGCCUCGAGUACCUGCGCGUGGAGCUAGUCUGCGACGGGGAUUCGAGAGCCGGAGACCCCGCCCCGGAGGGCCAGGCGCCGCUGCUGCCGUCGGUCUCCGAGGCCUCGAUCCGGAUAACCAGCAAGAGAGAGCGGAAGAGGAACAAGCUCGAGUUCUUCGGGGCUAUGCGCUGCCUCCUCGCUCGGCUCCCCAACGUCGUCUACCUCGACCUCUCUGGCUUCGCCACCACCGGGUUGCUGGAGGAGGAAUCCCAAGAAUUCCCAAGACUGAAUCAAUUGAAAACCUUGCGUCUUGACCGUUGUGAGGUUGGUGUCUGCUUCCAUGCGCUUACUAGGAUCCUUCGGAACACCCCUAAUCUGGAGACAAUGAGAUUGCACCAAUGCAAGUUUAUAGGCUCGAUACCGAAGAGGAGGAAACCUUCCAAACGCCGUGGUUCAAGAACUGCAGCUCUUCAUGAGUGCAAGAACCUGAAAUUGAUAGAGAUCAAGAGCCGUCAGGACGAGCCUCGAACCGUUCGACUUCUAACGAACGUUUUUGAGGAAAUGCCGCUGGCACCGUGGCGGCUGGUCGACAAAGUGAGCGAUGUGGCGGGCUUGAUGACAAUGCAAUUUCAUAGAACCGAGGUAGGCCUGGGCAAAACUGGUUGAGAGUUACUUCAAAUUUCAUAUCGUUCCCAACUUAUUCGAUUCUGAUUCUGAAUAGUGUUGGAGUGUUACUUUUACUCUAUGUUGAUUUACAUCCCCUUUGUAGUCUCCAAAUAGCAAUGCAUGUUGAAAGACAUACUUCUGUUAAUAUA